Messenger RNA from Neltuma alba, 1062 nucleotides. RefSeq names its product vacuolar iron transporter 1-like. The record is from RefSeq and is a predicted model, not a curated record. NCBI's taxonomy places the organism in Eukaryota, Viridiplantae, Streptophyta, Magnoliopsida, Fabales, Fabaceae. Gene Ontology annotation, molecular function: manganese ion transmembrane transporter activity. Gene Ontology annotation, biological process: intracellular manganese ion homeostasis. The transcript is spliced from 4 exons. Bases 131 to 874 code for a protein of 247 amino acids.
ACCAGAACUACACCGAGGCGGGCAACAUCAUCGCAUCAUUUCAUGUCCCGCUUGUUUCAUCACAUAGCAAUACUUCGUUAACCAACGCCCCCCUAGUUCAUUCCAUUCCUUUUGAUUUGGGGAAUCAACCAUGGCCGGCACCCAAGAAACAACGCGUUUAGAGCCUGAGAAACAGAGGCUCCUCAAACACCACACCGAGAAGCACUUCACCGCCGGCGAGGUCGUCCGUGAUAUCAUCAUCGGCGUUUCAGAUGGUCUCACCGUUCCUUUCGCUCUUGCCGCUGGCCUUUCCGGCGCCAAUGCCUCCUCCUCCAUCGUCCUCACCGCCGGCAUCGCGGAAGUCGCGGCCGGCGCCAUCUCCAUGGGUCUCGGCGGUUAUCUUGCGGCAAAGAGUGAAGCCGAUCAUUAUGCGAGAGAAUUAAGGAGGGAGCAAGAAGAAAUCGUGACUGUGCCUGAUAUUGAAGCGGCUGAGGUAGCGGAAAUACUGGCACAGUAUGGAAUAGAAUCACACGAAUAUGCACCUGUGGUUAAUGCUCUUAGAAAGAGGCCACAAGCAUGGCUAGAUUUCAUGAUGAAGUUUGAGCUGGGAUUAGAGAAACCUGAUCCAAGGAGAGCAUUACAUAGUGCGGUGACCAUUGCUGUUGCAUACGUAUUAGGAGGACUUGUGCCUCUUGUGCCUUACAUGUUCAUUCCAAAAGCUACAGAUGCUGUUGUGGCAUCCGUUGUUGUCACUUUGGUGGCUUUGCUCAUCUUUGGCUAUGCCAAGGGACACUUCACUGGCAACAAGCCCUUCAGAAGUGCACUCCAGACUGCUCUCAUCGGCGCCAUUGCCUCCGCCGCCGCCUUUGCCAUGGCCAAGGCCAUCCACCCUUAGAUUGUUAUUCCUUUGCCCACUCUGUUUCACUUUAAUUUGUCCCCUGCUUUUACAUUUGAAUUCGAAUUUUGCAUUCUAAAGACGACUUUGGUUGGUUCAAUCGUUACCACUUUGUAAAUUACAUGGUAGUUCUCUUACCAAUGUUGUUCAAUGGAGCUAGAAUUACGGGUUCAUGGUGGGUUGAAUUA